CGGAUCAGCUUACAAGUUGUGGCGUUUCGUCAGAAGGUUUGCAAUAUUUAUAUUUUUAUGUCUGUUUUAAUUGUGGUAUGAACAGCAUUUAUCCAUUACGAUAUCUGCCGGCAUAGCUUUUUAUUCAAGCCACAUAAAGAAGCGUUCUGGGAUCCUCCUGUUGACAAAGAGCAGACCUGUCCUCCAGACAACAUCAUGGCUUCACGGGGGAAAUCUGAAACUGGAAAACUGAGGCAGAACAUGGAAGAGCAGCUGGACAGACUGAUGCAACAACUGCAGGACCUGGAGGAAUGCAGAGAGGACCUGGAGGAGGAGGAGUACGAGGAGACCAAGAAGGAGACGCUGGAGCAGUUGAGCGAAUUCAACGACUCCUUGAAGAAGAUCAUGACCGGGGACAUGACCCUGGUGGACGACCUCAGCGGCAUGCAGCUGGCGAUCCAGGCGGCCAUCAGUCAGGCCUUUAAAACCCCAGAGGUCAUCCGAAUGUUCGCCAAGAAGCAGCCGGGGCAGCUCCGGACGCGACUAGCAGAGAUGGACCGAGAUGUGAUGGUGGGCAAGCUGUCGAGGGACGUGUAUGUGCAGCAGAAAGUGGAGAUCCUCACUGCCUUGAGAAAACUGGGCGAGGAGCUCACUUCCGAGGAUGAGAGCUUUCUAACGGAGAACGCCACAGCGAGCCUGAGCCAGUUUGAGCGAGUCACUGCAGAUCUGGGGUCAGAAGAUAAGAUUAUGGCUCUGGCUAGCUGCGGUGUGAAGACCAAGACGUGAGAACACAUCACUAUCGACACAAACCCUUUCUUUGCUUCCAUUGACGGAGAAAAGGGCCAGAUGAGUAUUUUAUAGCACUGAGGUUUUAUUCGUCCAUCAUGCUUUCUAACAGUAUCCGUCACAAACCGUUUCUGGUCUCAUUAGUCGAUAUGAUUGUAACGUCGCUGGACACAUAUUUGGAAGUUGGAGGAUUUGUUUAGCAUAUUUUGUGUGUACUUUUAUUUCCUGCCAGAUUGUCUGUCUUUUUAUAUUGAAGGUGGUAUAAGUUGUACAAAGGAACCACUAUUAUGAUCCAUCCUUCUCCAUGCGAGUUCAAUCAUACAUUGAUGGUGGGGUUUCAUUUAACCCUUGUAUUUUAAACUGCUCUGCUUUUAUUUUUAUUAUUUUAUUUUGGUGUUAAACGAUUUUAUCCGAACCUAAUUUUAAUAUUGACUUUUAAUCGAUAACGGAUUGGAUACUGCUUGGUACAUACCGCUUGGUACAUAUCACUUAACCAUUUAUUUAAUCAUUAUUUAACGUUUUAUUUUGCAUUAUAUUUUAGAAACAACCAGUCAUUGGUUUUACAGGCCGAUGCAGAUGCCAAUAUUUUGUGCCAAUAUUCUAUAUUUUUGAAUGUGAUCCUUUUCAUGGAAUGAAAUUCUGAUCAACAUUAAAAGAAUACAUUGCUGCCCUUAAAUUACAUUUUUCUAAACAAAACUAAAUGAUAUAGGAGGCCAGCAUGCCCUUUCUGCAUUGUGUAGGUGAAAUGUUUAAAUUUCCUAUAUGGAAUCAACCCAUCGCUCAUGUUUCGAGGUCAGUGCCAUCGACAUCUUAAUGUCCUGUUCUUAGCAAAGGGCCAAUAUCUAUGAAUAAUAUGAAUGUCGAAAGACGAUAAAGAAUGAAUAAACCUGUGAAGAGAAGUAACACCUUUGAUAGACGCUGGACCUUCUCAAUAGUUAAGUUAAUGUUGUGAAUACUAUUCAGUCACUUAGCAGAGGAUUUUAUCCCCAGCAGCAAACAAUGUGAAUACAGUUCAGUCGCUCAACAAAGAGAACCACUUUGGCAAAGUCAGACACCCUUAGCACUAUCCGGCUAUUCAUUUUAACUGCAUUUGUGGUUUGAUUAUACAUUAGUCACGGUUUAUUUUGAUACUCAGUAGCGUAUAUAUUUACUAUUCUUACUUUGGUCCUCUCUAGCCGCUCAGUUUCUACCGUUAAUGAUUCUGCCACCGAGGGGCAGUAGUGAGCUGAUUAUAAAUAUAUUGUUGCCUUACCAACACCAGCCCCUAGGACCAAGAUGGAUUGGACCCUGUUCAGUUGUUUGUAUCAGAAAAAUUAUCAUGUGAACGUUUUACUUACGUUUUUACUUACUUACGUUUCUACUUUAACUUUGAUUGUUCUCAGCCUCCUUGGUCACUUUGGUGGGAAGCGUCUGCUGAAUCUGAAAACAGAGGCAACAGUCCCGAGAAAUAACACAAAUAAGUCGACAACGCGUUUGUGUCCCAUCUCAUCGUCCUUUAUUUAGUUUAUGAGCGAGCAUCAACUUUACUACAACUAGCCUUCCAAUUGGUAGAAAAGUGAGAGCAGCCCCAACCAGCAGAGAGGAAGCGACGAUCGGACCACUUCUGAAGAGGCUGACACCCUCCAUUUAGAGCCAGGUUUGAACAGAACAACCCCCCCCCCCCCCCC
This is a messenger RNA of Gadus chalcogrammus (walleye pollock), 2432 nucleotides long. RefSeq names its product leucine zipper and CTNNBIP1 domain containing (gene lzic). The transcript has 7 exons. NCBI's taxonomy places the organism in Eukaryota, Metazoa, Chordata, Actinopteri, Gadiformes, Gadidae. Bases 196 to 765 code for a protein of 189 amino acids. The record is from RefSeq and is a predicted model, not a curated record. Gene Ontology annotation, molecular function: beta-catenin binding.